GCUAGCCAAUGGCGGCGGCGAGGCGCUGAGGGAGGGGGCUCGGCCAGCGAGAACGAGAGCGAGGGUGGCAGAGGCGCACCUCGGGGCCGAGGAGGUUGUGCAGGGUACCUGAGUUCUUGUAGCGAUCAAACCACGCCUUGGCCAUGUCAUCAAUAUUGCCGUUCACCCCCCCUGUCGUGAAGAGGUUGCUGGGGUGGAAGAAAUCCGCCGGUGGUUCCGGAGGUGCCGGCGGCGGCGAGCAGAACGGCCAGGAGGAGAAAUGGUGCGAGAAGGCGGUGAAGAGCUUGGUCAAGAAGCUGAAGAAGACCGGGCAAUUGGACGAGCUUGAAAAAGCGAUCACCACUCAGAACUGCAACACGAAAUGCGUGACGAUACCCAGCACUUGCUCUGAAAUUUGGGGACUGAGUGCACCAAAUACGAUAGAUCAGUGGGAUACAACAGGCCUUUACAGCUUCUCUGAACAAACCAGGUCCCUCGAUGGCCGCCUACAAGUGUCCCACCGUAAAGGAUUACCGCAUGUCAUUUACUGCCGGUUGUGGCGCUGGCCUGACCUUCACAGUCACCACGAACUUAAGGCAAUUGAGAACUGUGACUAUGCUUUUAACCUUAAAAAGGACGAAGUGUGCGUAAAUCCGUACCAUUACCAGAGAGUGGAGACUCCAGUUCUGCCUCCUGUCUUAGUGCCACGGCAUACUGAGAUCCUGACCGAACUCCCGCCGCUCGACGACUAUACUCAUUCCAUUCCCGAAAACACUAACUUUCCAGCUGGCAUCGAACCACAGAGCAAUUACAUACCAGAAACGCCACCCCCUGGUUAUAUCAGUGAAGAUGGCGAAACAAGCGACCAGCAGUUGAACCAAAGCAUGGAUACAGGAUCCCCAGCAGAGCUGUCUCCCAGUACUCUUUCUCCUGUCAAUCACAGCCUGGACCUUCAACCGGUUACCUAUUCAGAGCCUGCGUUCUGGUGCUCAAUAGCGUAUUAUGAAUUGAACCAGAGGGUGGGGGAGACCUUCCACGCUUCACAGCCUUCGCUUACCGUAGACGGCUUUACAGACCCAUCGAACUCUGAAAGGUUCUGCCUAGGUUUGCUCUCCAACGUUAACAGAAACGCCACCGUUGAAAUGACAAGACGGCACAUAGGAAGGGGAGUACGUUUGUAUUACAUUGGUGGGGAAGUUUUCGCCGAGUGCCUAAGCGACAGCGCAAUCUUCGUUCAGAGCCCCAAUUGCAAUCAGAGAUACGGGUGGCAUCCUGCAACCGUGUGCAAAAUCCCACCAGGCUGCAACCUGAAGAUCUUUAACAACCAGGAAUUUGCUGCUCUUCUGGCUCAGUCUGUGAAUCAGGGAUUCGAAGCAGUUUAUCAGCUCACUCGAAUGUGCACCAUAAGGAUGAGCUUUGUCAAAGGAUGGGGGGCUGAAUACAGGCGGCAAACAGUAACGAGCACUCCAUGCUGGAUCGAACUUCACCUGAACGGGCCUCUCCAAUGGCUGGAUAAAGUAUUGACUCAGAUGGGCUCCCCUUCAGUGCGCUGUUCCAGCAUGUCCUAAAGCUCCUCCCCUUCGUCACCGGCGGCCUUCAGAUACCAAGGCCCCCCGUCAACAGACUUAACCCAACAGCUCGUCUGUCAUAGUAACUGUGUGUGGUCUCCAUGAACUGUUUCCUAUCCAAAAAGAAAAAGAAAAGUUCAGAGGGGGAGAGAGAAAGAGAGGGGAGGGAGAGAAAGAGAGAGAGAAGAGAGAGAGCCGGGGGGGGGGGGGGAGGGAAGAAAAGCACUUGAGGGUCUGAUAAAUUUUAAAGCACCUUGUGACUUCUGUUUCCUAUACUCUGAUAACUAGAUAAAAAAAACCGUUAGUGUAUAGAAACGCCGCCUUCUGAAGGAGGGAGGGACAUUUUAAAAGACUUUAAUGGUGUUUUUAUUGGGUAUAUAUAAAUGCGAGUGUCCUGAGGGUUUACC
Messenger RNA from Heteronotia binoei (common prickly gecko), 1954 nucleotides. RefSeq names its product SMAD family member 2 (gene SMAD2). Gene Ontology annotation, cellular component: heteromeric SMAD protein complex. The transcript is spliced from 11 exons. NCBI's taxonomy places the organism in Eukaryota, Metazoa, Chordata, Lepidosauria, Squamata, Gekkonidae. Gene Ontology annotation, biological process: BMP signaling pathway; regulation of transcription by RNA polymerase II; cell differentiation. The record is from RefSeq and is a predicted model, not a curated record. Gene Ontology annotation, molecular function: DNA-binding transcription factor activity, RNA polymerase II-specific; I-SMAD binding; RNA polymerase II cis-regulatory region sequence-specific DNA binding. The coding region runs from base 144 to 1547 and encodes 467 amino acids.